AAACUAGGUCACGCGCUCGAAUGAGCCUCAGCAAAUUGUAGUCACGUGAUGUGUGUCAGCUGAUGUGAAGAGACAAACGGAUCUGUUAGCAUCAUGCUAAAACUCCUGGAAAAAUUACCUGUAACCGAGUGUCCUAAACUCCUGCACAGAGUGGUGGAUGGACUCUGUGGUCGCAGUUACCCGAAGCAAAUCGAGUAUGGUGAAGCAUGGAGUCUGCUGGAGUGGGGAGAACUGAUGAACUCACUUUCCCAGUUCUUCAGAGUGGCAGUUGGUAGAAAGUUUUCAGACCAGGAGGUGUUGAAUCUCUUGGGUGAUUUGGACUCUGCAUGGUCACAAGUGGUUCUGCAGUGUGUGCAUGCCAGACAGGAGGAGAUCAGGCAAGCUUUAGUGGACAGAACCAACUGCAUUUCCAGUACACAACUGACCGACUUUAACUGGCAGCUCAAACUCGCAUUAUCCAGUGAUAAAAUGUCAUCUUUGAACAUUCCUCUACUAAACCUUAGUCUAGACGUGAAGGAAAAUGGACUCCAGAGAGCUGUAAACAUUGAAAUGACCAAAGAGGAGCUACACACACUUAUAACUGCAUUAGAGGCUGCUAAUAAGGUGGUCCUGCAGAUGAAGUGAAGAGCACUGAUGGAUGUAGAAGCAUCCAGACUGCAAAAUCUUUAUAGGACACUGCUUGCUGAUGGAAUAAGAAAGAGACCUACAUGCUGUAACUGAAAUUCCAUUUCAUGUUUGCAUUUUGGGAAAGUGAUGUGAAGUAUGAUAAUGUGCGUUUGUGAAUGUGUUGAGGCUUGUGCCCAAUCAGUGACUCAUAGUGCCUCUGUUUUUGUCUGUUAGCUGAAAGCAGCUCAGUUUGAUUAAAUACAUGGUAAACGUGCUGAGACAAUUUAUUCAGUUCAGUGCUGUUUUGGAGGAUUAUUUGUACAGCAUUCUGUAUGGUGAUAGCUUAGUGGUUCAAAGCUAGUGAUUACAGACACUAGCAGAGAGCACAUGUUGGGGCAUCAAGCAACAGUCAGCUGCUCAGAUGUAUACUUGGAUUGUAUCCCAUUUUAAACAUAAGUAAUGUGGGACAAGUAAAUACAUUAAUAAUGUUUAAUAAAACCUUUUGAAGAGAAAUAA
Trichomycterus rosablanca is the source of this 1122-nucleotide messenger RNA. It is a transcript of the gene commd8, whose product is annotated as COMM domain containing 8. Bases 94 to 624 code for a protein of 176 amino acids. The transcript is spliced from 5 exons. NCBI's taxonomy places the organism in Eukaryota, Metazoa, Chordata, Actinopteri, Siluriformes, Trichomycteridae. The record is from RefSeq and is a predicted model, not a curated record.